Biomphalaria glabrata is the source of this 1870-nucleotide messenger RNA. RefSeq lists its product as uncharacterized. The transcript is spliced from 3 exons. Bases 216 to 1403 code for a protein of 395 amino acids. NCBI's taxonomy places the organism in Eukaryota, Metazoa, Mollusca, Gastropoda, Planorbidae. The record is from RefSeq and is a predicted model, not a curated record.
CUGAGAGCCCAAUGAAGUGUGAAGAUCUACUACAGAACACGUCAUACGUCAGCUGACUGAUACUGCUUUCUGGAUCAGUCAAGGGCUGGAAUUGAGUUUAUGGUUUGUAUUGCUAAGCUGAUUUCUCAAGUUGAUAUCUUUGUAUCGAGUUCUCUGAUCGACAAUGUGUUUAAUUCUGGAUUAACACUUUAUGAAGUCAAUCUUGAAGUGUUAACAUGGCAACAGACGUGCUGGAGAGGUUUAUCAAAAAGAGCCAAAGAAAUAAACUCUGGGCGCAUGCGCGAAACAAAACAACCGAGAAACAGCUGGAGGGGAGAUUACAACAUUUGCAGGAGGAGUAUGACCGAGAGUACAGACACUACAUUAGGAAGAGAAACAGAAUUUAUCGUGAUCUUAUUGAUUUGAGGAGUCUUAAUGAACCCAAGCAGAAUGAAGAUGGGGAAAAGACAAUACUUCACUGUUCUGCCCUAGCUACUGUUACAACAAUACCAAAAGCUGACCUUUCACUUCUUGUCCAAGGCUCCCAAAGCAUACAGACAAUAAACUCGAUCAACAAUGUUCCUAAAAGUCGUUCUGAUGCCUUGCUACCGAUCAGUACUCUGACAUCAACAAAAACUAUAACCGAGAAAGAAUCAGAAUCGCAUGAAACGAAACAAAGGUUUAACGCGACAAACUUUAAGGCCAUCGGACGGCAGACAUCGCGAAGUGACUCCUCCCUUGUCUUAAAUCAGAGUGACUCUGCUCUAUUUGUCUUGGGCAGCGACAACAAGCAAUCAAUGGCGGGUCAUGAUUGUAUCCACGUGACAUUCGAAGAAACGGAAAGAGUCACAAGAAAGACAGUGGACUUGGACACUGCUUGUAGGUACAAGGAGGGUUCUAAAACUGGCGUCUCGUGCCUUCACUUCCCUUGUCACAUUCCCAGAACGUAUCACACCAUUGGCUACAGACGGAAUGAUCUUAUUCCAAGGACUAGCGAUAUUACGAACAGAGGCUUUGAUCCUGUACCUGAUGAGCGUCCUGCACACCCCAAGGACAGCACAAGGAGUACUAAUUCGAUCAUAGAAGACAUUACAACUUUCGUACCUUCCAAAAAUGAGAUUCCUAAAUGGAACAAUAGGAAAUCUAAGGGAACAGUCAAACUGAAUCAAUCUAUCAACGGACCUAUGUUUUCACCCAAACCUCUUGACCCUGUAUUGGAACAGAUUCGAACUGGUGCCGUAGAGGAAAUAGGAGAAACUCCUUCCAUGACGAGAAAAACUGUCCGAGCCAAAAUUCGAGGGUUGAAGCAGCUAGUACUAGAAAUGAGGUUCAGAAAUGAUAAGACCAAACCUCCAGACUGGGCAGUAAACUAUGGCACUCGAUUGCCCACCAGAUUUCUACUCAAUCCUGCCUUCCCAGUCUAGAAGAAAAAUAAAAUUUUGCAGUUUUUUUUAUGUCUUUAUUUAUAGAAUCAAAAAGUUGUUUUACCUUUUUUUGAGAAACUAAAAUAAAGUUUGUUUUUGAAUAAAAACGUUGAAGGAUGUAGAACUGUGAUUUAAAAUCUCUUCAAGCCUCUAAAAUAUGUAUAAUGUAUUCAUCCUCGAAAUAAAGAAUCACCCUUUGUGUCAGGAUUUUGUGAUUUUACCAUCACAAAAGAGAUACAAGACACCGAUAGCAAAGACAAACAGACACAAACACUCUUUUGUUCCCCUGGCAAUCAAAUCAUUAAAUAAGAACAAUCUGGUAUAAACUUUGUCACAUGUAAAUUAUGAGUGAGUCUGGUGUGAAUGUACACUUUGGUUUCUUAUAGUUAUAAUGUUUUUUGUUUGGUGUAAUGCACAAAUUGUAAGACAAAUUUCCUUACGGAUAAUAAAGAUUAUUAUUAUUAUUA